Messenger RNA from Paramecium sonneborni, 330 nucleotides. The record is from the annotation of a GenBank genome assembly. Lineage: Eukaryota; Ciliophora; Oligohymenophorea; Peniculida; Parameciidae.
AUGAUGUUUGAGUAUUAAUUAGCAUUAUAAUGUAAAUUAUCAUUUUAAUUAUUAAGAUGAUAGAUUUUUAAAAUCUAAUCGCAUUUACUAAACUUAGAACUUAGACUUAAUAAUAAUUGUCCUUGCUUUUUAAAAGUUGAAUAAGACAAAAUUCAGAACUAGAAUUGAAUAAUUCUUUGUCAAUUAGAUAUUUUAAAUUGAUAUUCUUGACAUAGAAGUAUUUCAAUAAAUAAAAUCUAUUCAGAAACAUUAAUGAGUGUUACAAACAUGAAAUUAGACCGAUAAAUUCGAAGAAACAAACAAAAUAUUUGAUCUUGAAUUAUAAACAGU